AUGACAUCGAGCCAAAUGCUGGGAGAUGUUGCUGGUCGCAAGUCUGGCCUAGACGCGUCGGGGUGCAGUAUUUGCGUCAGUCCACAGCGGCCGGAUGCUCUGGUCGAAAACAGAAUUAGUCAGAGAGUUGGGCCGUACCUCGAAGUGGAAGCUGAACUUCUUCGCGGCGUGCCACUCUGCAAGACCCUGAGGGGCAUGGGUUGGAUGUGGCGAAGGAGCCCGCACAGCGUUCCGGAGGAAAAAUGGCAAUUCCUGUGGCAAAGCUUGCGGCCUGUCAACACCUAUGAUGUUUUCAUCUCCCAUACAUGGAAGAGCUCAGGGUUGUCGAAGGUACUUGCUCUUCUCUUGAGCACAGGCUGGCACAGCGCUCUUGCCUUCUGGCUGUUGGCUAUUCUAGUCAUUGUCACCUUGCAAGUAUGUUUUCCCGAUUUGGACAAUCACAAGCCUUUCGUUCUCAGCAAGCGCAUCAUGAACUUCGAAGAAGCGUGUCCACUUGCACCAUGGGCUGUGAUUGCAACCCCCUUGGCGAUGACCCUGGGCGUGCUGCUUGCGCCGUAUCUCCCCCAAAAGCUGAUGAAAGAGGGUACGUGCUUCCUAGAUGUCGCUUGCAUCCAUCAAGCCGACCCAGCCCUCAAGGAACGUGGGAUUUAUGGCAUCGGUGGUUUCCUGCAACAUGCUGCAGAGCUCCGAGUACUGUGGACUCCUCCUUACCUUACACGCUUGUGGUGCAUUUUCGAACUCGCGGCCUAUCGCGUGGCCAACCCGACAGGGCGGAUCACUUUAACACCAAUUUUCAUUGAGCACUCCGUGCUUUUCUUAGCACCUGCUCUCUGGGUUGCGUCCUCGUGCUACUGGGCGGCGGCUGCAUCCGGCCUCAACAAAUAUGGCUUCAUUCUGGGCGAGGCCCUUCCCAUAGGAAUUGCUCUGAUUCCACUUGUGGGCUUUGUCCAGGGCCUGCGGCGGUUCUUCUGCGCAAAGCAUAAGCUCUUCGAAGAGCUCAGAGCAUUCAAGCUGGCAUCGGCUGAGUGCAGCGAGCUGUUCGACCAAAUCUUUGUGAUUUCUGCGAUCCAGAAAUGGUAUGGCAGCGCCGAGGAGUUUGAGAAGUUCGUGCAGGGAACCCUCUGUUCCGAGAUGUCAAAUAUUCAAACCGUGGAUGUUCCAUUGCCAUACUGCCUCCUCCUUACCGCGUUCCCAGUCAGCGCUACGAUUGAUGAGAGCUUGGCGCUUUGGGCUGGUGGUGCUCCCAUGCCGGUGGUGGCUUCAAGCCUGAUUGGACAUGUGUACGGCAUAUGUGUUUGUUGGUGCCUGGUCAGCUUCAAGCUUUUGUACUACCUCUGCGAUCGCUUCGCAGUGGCCAGACACACCGGUUUCGCUGACUACUUGCAAACUCUACUCAUUUACUUAUCAUUCUCUCUGUUCUUCCUCGUCGGAAGCUACACAGGUGAGCUGGCCUACCGUCAUAGCCUGGAGACCGCCAUUUGCCAUGCUUGCCUGUGUUUGGUGGGAAGUGGUACGCCCUUUGGGGUGAGUUCGCAGAUUUGCAACCAACGGAAUGAUGACUGUGUAUUUUUGCUUUAUAAGGUGCACUGCGACUCCUUGCUGCAAGCCUUGGAACUCGCGGGCUUCACGAUCCUGCGCCAAGCCUGGUUAGACGAGGUGGUGAGCCAGAUCACGAGAUACAACUCGUUGGACUUGGACGAGUUCCUACAGAUGCUGCACAUGUACGAGGAGAGACACUAUGCAGAGUUCACGAAGGUAUUUGAGCACUUCGACGAUGACCAGAGUGGCACUCUGGAGGCCCACGAGCUCGCCAACUUGCUAGAGCAGUGCGGGAUUACGGCCUUGGACCAGGUCCUCAAGGAGAUCAUGGUCGAGGUUGCUCCUGCUGAUCCGGGCUCCAUCACAAUGGAAGAGUUCAAGCGGGUCAUCGAGAUCAUCCAUGUCAACGAGGGAUUUUCCUCCCGCGAAAUCAUCAAGCUCAAGGAGGUGUUUCGCAAGUUUGACUUGGACAGGGGUGGCACUAUGGACACCAGCGAGCUUCACAAAGCGAUGGCAUGGCUCGGCCACGGCCUGACCAAGGAGGAGGUGCAGCUGAUCUCGGACAGCUGCGAUGUCGGAGGUAAAGGCGUGCUUGAGGAGUGCGAGUUCUUCGGCUUCAUGCGAAAGGUCAAGGAGAAGGAGAUCCUCAUGGUGAAGCGGGAGCUGAAGAAACAGCGCCCGGUGGGCGGUGCUGUGUACAUGCAGAAACAGCUGGAUCGCGUGCUGAGGGCCUUGGGCUACAUCCCCAACGCUCAAGCCAUCCGCGAUGCUGCUGAGGAUGCUGCCAUCAUCCGCCGGAGCUCUCAGAAGUUGCUGGGU
This is a messenger RNA of Symbiodinium necroappetens, 2358 nucleotides long. The record is from the annotation of a GenBank genome assembly. NCBI's taxonomy places the organism in Eukaryota, Dinophyceae, Suessiales, Symbiodiniaceae.